Molecule: messenger RNA, 459 nt
Organism: Staurois parvus
Lineage: Eukaryota; Metazoa; Chordata; Amphibia; Anura; Ranidae
Source: the annotation of a GenBank genome assembly
GGUCUCGGGCCCUCAGGCGGAGCGGCGGGCGCCGGACCCCCAGGUGGAGCGACAGGUCUCGGGCCCUCAGGCGGAGCGGCGGGCGCCGGACCCCCAGGAGGAGCGACAGGUCUCGGGGCCCUCAGGCGGAGCGGCCGGGCGCCGGACCCCCAGGCGGAACGACAGUCUCGGGCCCCCAGGCGGGGCGGCCGGGGCACCGAGUCACCAGGCACAACAGUGGGCUCCGAGUCAACUGGGAUGACCGCUGGCACUGGGUCAGACAUUGGAUCGUCUGGCUGGACAGCGGGCAUCGGGGUCACCAGGCAUCAGGUCAUUUUGGCUUGUCAGCGGGCACCGCGUCAUCUGGCAAGGCAGUGGGCUCCGAGUCCAUCUGGUAUGACCGCGGGCACUGGGUCAGACAUUGGAUCGUCUGACUGGACAGCGGCACUGGGUCACCAGGCAUCAGGUUCAUUUGGCUCG